UAGCCGCAUCAGCUGUUAGCUGUUACCUGUUACCAGCUGCUGUCAAUAUGUUAGUAUCCUUCUAACUAUUGUACGUGUCUUGUGUUUUAAAGUGUAACUCUCACAAGUUGCAAAAAUGUGUCGAGUGCCAAAUAUCGGUCAAACACCUUAAUGUUUAUGAAAAGGAGGAACAGUCACACAUCGCACACAGUAACACAAAUACGCAAAUCUUUCCAUUCUAAAGGAAGGACAGUUCUCGAGCUUGAAUAUAUGCUUCAUGCGCAGAUCCACACAUAACGGUUGAUGCAGUCGGAAAGUUCGGAUGUAGAAUAUUACGACGACAAUGUUAUUCGCGAUUGUGAUUUGCAUACUUGUGCUUGGUGCCAUUUAUUUUAUGUUUCGGAAAAUGUGGUAUAUAAUGGGCAUGACUUUAAUUUAUCAAAUAAAAUACUAUUAUAUCGGAUUUGUUUAUCAUUUCGAAGAUAUAUGGAAUGCUAAAUAUAAUAAAACAGAUCUACCUUUAAUACCGUAUAAAGUUGCAAUAGUAACUGGUGGUUCUAAAGGUAUAGGAGCCGAAGUAGUGAAAAAAUUAUUGCAGUGUGACAUGGAAGUGAUUAUCGCUUGUAGGACAGUUACCGCAGGUGAAAAGAUUAUCCACGAAAUUAGGAAAUCUGGUAUCGCCAGCGGGCGAGCAAAAGUUUAUAAGCUUGAUAAUUCUUCUUUCGCAUCGAUAAGAGAAUUUGCGAAGAAAAUAAAAGCAGAAUAUGACAAAAUUCACAUAUUAAUCAACAAUGCUGCCGUUAUGUUCAGCCCCUAUAAAGAAACAGAAGAUGGCUUCGAAGAGCAAUGGGCAGUAAAUUAUUUAUCACAUUUUUUAUUAACGUCUCUUCUUCUGCCGUUAUUGAAAGCCGGCGGACAUCCUGGCGAUUGUAGUAGAAUUGUUAAUGUUACUUCAUGUGCUCAUGACAUUAGCGACAUGGACUUUACCGCUAUUAAUAAUACUUCAAAGAAUACAUUCCUCACGCAUGCAGCGUACGGACGAAGCAAAUUAGCGCAGACAAUGUUUACGAUAACAUUGCAGAAAUUACUAAUAGACAAAUCGUUAAAUGUGCUAGUAUAUUCCGUGCAUCCAGGUAUAGUAAGAACAGAUUUGUUCAGGAAUACAAUAUUAGACAAAAACAAAUGGCUUAUGAUGGCAUGGAAGACACCUGAUAAAGGAGCUACUCCAAUAAUAUAUGCCGCAUUGAAUAGAGAUAUUGAAAAGAAAAGUGGCAUAUUUAUUAGUAAUUGUAAAGAAGCCAUUCCUCCUCCAUUAGCACUAGAAGAGAAAAUCCAAAAACAAUUAUUUGAAUUGUCUUUAAAACAAGUACAGUUAAACGACUUUUUCCAACAUUUGUAACAAAAAUAUAUAUUACUUAUUUCACCAUGGAAUACCAUAUAAAUAAUUCAUUCAUAAUAAUUGAAUGUAUAAUGUACAUCUAUCUUAUUAAAUAUGAUAUAUUGUGAUAAAAAUAUUAGCAUGUUUUUUUACAUUUGAAAGAAUCAUGCGUUAUGCUCGUCCAUUCUAAUUCUAAUCGCGAGAAAAAUGUGUAACUUGGGUCAUACGCGUUAUUAAAUAUUUCAGUAAUUUUUGUUAUUGAAAUUAGAAAACAGAUAACAAUAGGUAAACAUUGACGACUGUGGAAGAUAAUCUUGUUAUUUAAAUCACUUCAAAUAUUA
Molecule: messenger RNA, 1698 nt
Organism: Camponotus floridanus (Florida carpenter ant)
Lineage: Eukaryota; Metazoa; Arthropoda; Insecta; Hymenoptera; Formicidae
Product: dehydrogenase/reductase SDR family member on chromosome X
Exons: 8
Coding region: 323-1378 (351 amino acids)
Source: RefSeq, a predicted model, not a curated record